Molecule: messenger RNA, 344 nt
Organism: Fomitopsis serialis
Lineage: Eukaryota; Fungi; Basidiomycota; Agaricomycetes; Polyporales; Fomitopsidaceae
Exons: 1
Coding region: 81-287 (68 amino acids)
Source: RefSeq, a predicted model, not a curated record
UCUUCUCUGAUCAGUUAUAGGCCAGAGGACGCAUCUCUGAUCAAGUUGCUCACUCCAGAUCGAGCAUCAUUUGGUACGCCAUGACCUGCUUCGGUGUGCUCAAUGGGAAGCCUGUAUUAUCUCGGCUGAAGCCAUCCUUGACCAGGACUGUGUUCGUCGGGAACAUCGCAACGCUGAGUACAAGCAGCCAUAUACCUGUUUCAGACGACUUGCUCGUCGCGUUGUCUGUGUAUGUAGACGCGAUACAAGACGUUUGUAUCGAUCCUACUUACUUCUUCCUUUCGUGAGCCCCCGGCGUGUACGAGGUGUGGUAGCAUUGAUUAGCGUUAUGAGGAUCACCGACG